AUUUCAGUGGCAGGCUGUGAACUACGUCGAGUGAAAAAUUAUUUUUUAAGCAUUUUGAUUCCCACACCCAACUUACUAGAAGGAGGAGGAGGAGGCCUCACGACCAGUCACGGUCAAAAACAACAAAAACAUCAAUCAAGCUCAAAGGAUAGCAGCACAUUGGCAGGAGAACAACAGCCAGAUGCGCCAGAAGAUUACAAAUAUGGUCCGAGCCGCGUGAGCAUUUCUUCUAAGCCGCCAGCUGGCUCUGCACAAGAUAGCAUCACUACCCAGCACACUAAGCAGCUUGGAUACUACCCAGCACACGGCGAUGUCGUUCUCGAGGGAACGCGUGAUUUAGUAGAACCACAUCAAUCUGCAGUUUUUUCUCGAUCUACUGGAGGUAUCCAUCCGCUUUCUGGAGGUGACGUCACGAUGCGCAAGACAAUCGAUUUUAUGAGGGCUGAAUUGUAGCGGUGCUGACAAUAGGAACAGUACUUGGAAAGGCAAAGACUUCAUGUCAAUGUCAAUGUUCAUUUC
Messenger RNA from Amoebophrya sp. A25, 519 nucleotides. The record is from the annotation of a GenBank genome assembly. Lineage: Eukaryota; Dinophyceae; Syndiniales; Amoebophryaceae.